GGAGACAUCCUGGAUACCUGUACCGCUGACCGCGCCCAAACGAGCAUGGUUACAGGACGUAGAGGGGCCUGGGACUCUAGUCAAGCCCACCGACCCUCAGAAUCAGUCACCUCAGGCAGCCAUGCUGUUUACAAUAUGGAGAACAUUCUCUCAUCUCUCCAUAGCCUCCCUGAGACAUGGCUGGCCUUUGGCUCAGCUUCCUGUCAUGUAGACUUCAACUACACCUUACUGAGUGGGCUGGGGCUGCUGCUGCUGUACAUCUGCUACCUGAUACUGAAACUGGUUUUAUCUUCACUGUGGAAAGAGACAUAUACCCAAAAGCUACAGGAGAAAGCCAAGGAAACCAGGGAAUCACUUAAAGCUCCUCAGGCCCACCAUAUGAUCCUCCAGGCUUUCAUCAGCUGCUGUGUCAAGAUUCCCUCUGCAAUUGAAUCCCUGAAACACGAGCCUGAAGCCACCCAUACUGCCCAUUUCAACAGAAUGGCAAAGACUCCUACAGGCAAUGAAUCUCUAGCCUGCACUCAGCCCGCACCGCUGCCCUGGCUUGAGAGAGACCAACAGGUCUGGCUGCUAACAUUGGCAGAAUCUCAGACAAAGCCUGACUCUCACAGCAAGUCUGAGGCCCUUCAACCCCAAAUCCAAUGGCCAUUAUUUUCUCCUCUAUCCCAGCUUAGGACCUGUGGGGUGCAUUUUCAUAGACCCUCAGAUGGAGCACAGCCUCUCAGUCAAUCUGAAAUUCACCAGCUGGAAUACAACCUAUUACAAAAAGCACUGGAAAGUGUUUUGGGUUUACCCACUGUGACCCAAAGAUCCCAAGAAAGCUUCUGCCCCCCACCUCCUAAGGUCUUCUUGAUGAGAAAGUCACUCAAGAUCUGUGAUCCCAAGUCCAUCCUGCUGGGAGACUUCCCCCUCACUAGAGAAGUCCGGAGGAAACUUGAGCACCACCUCCGGAAGAGACUCAUCCAGCACCUAUGGGGACUGCCGAACAGGGUCCAGGAUUCCCUGUCACUCAUGAGUCCUCACCCAGAGCCUUCUGAGUUCCCUGAGAUGCAGAGCAGCCAUGGGCCCUGGAUCUCUCUCUCUAAGCACAAUGGCAGCAGACACCCAUCAAGCUUCAAGCUCAUCCAAUCUGAAAGUUUCCACAAAAAGAUCUUGGAAACUCACCCUCUAAGGGAGAAAGACAUGCCAAUUCAGAGACAGGGUCCAGGAACAGACCAAAAAGAUCAUCUCCAGAGAGACUCCCCUGCGGCUACAAUGAGCAGGGAAGGCUCUGAUUCUGAGACAGACCCAGAACUUCAGCCCUGGAUUCUGUCUGGAAAGUUUGCAAAGCCUUCAUGGGUGAAGAAGGGCCAGAAAAAAUGUGAAACCUUCCUCCAAGAACAGCUGAGCAGGAAAACUGAAGAAAUGAAGGGGGGCGAGAUCCCUGGCACCAAAGACAGAGGGCCACAUUCUAACAACAUAGCACAGCCCCCGCCUGAGACACAGCCCAGGCAAUUGAAAGAUCUGGCACCGUUGGCAGGUGAGGAAGACCCACUGAAAAACCACCAACAUAGUUUAUCGAUUAGUCCUAGCAAAGAAAAGAUAUUGGAAGAACAUAUUAAAACCUUUGGCAGGAGGAUGAGCUUUGGUCUUCCCAAAAGAGUUGAGGAAUCCUUAGAGUCCUACAAGACAAAAGUGGAGCCAUCCCAUCCUCCCUCUCAGUUCCACGCUGCCUCCCACGCCGUUUCUGCAGUGAAUUCUGCCCAGACCUCCAGGUUCCAGCAAAGAAAUACUAGUGGAGAUGGGAUGCGGACAUUGAAUUUCACACCCAUCCAAGAAGUGUCUCUCCCUGCUUCCUGGCCUGGGAGCCAGAUACGGCCGGCCUCUGAGAUCAAGGUGUUUGUCGACAAAGACCUUAGCACAGCUCAAAGUGGCAGAGAGCCGAUCCAGCCCUGGACACCUGGUAUGGUGGACAAAGGCAGCCUGCAACAAUCUGGAUCAGACCAUAGACAUAGCCCAGAGCUGCCCAUGAGACCAGAUAGGCCAACAGUUCCCCACAAUCCUAGAACAUCUGACUAUAAAAGUCAGGUGUCCAGAGGAGUCGUGUUGCACUCAGAGAGCAGACCACCCAUCCAGGCAGCAGGCCUGCCUGAUGUGCCCUCAGCCUCAGAAGAAAAGACUUCUAAACCCCAGGGCCCCUCCAGUGGGGAUAUGGUGGCUUCUCAGGUACUGCGGGUGCACUUGCCCACUGCGAGAGUUGGCAUUGAGGCAGGGCAGAGUUCCUGGUUCCCUGCAAAUGUGUCAGGCAAGUGCCAGAACAAGGGGUGUCCCCCAGCUGCCAAGCGAGUGUCCCCACUGGGUGGAGGGGAUGCAGGCUUAGGGACAUCCCAAACCAGAGGGAAGAGGCUCUCUGUUCAGGCCAGGGCACCAGAGGAAACACAUGGACACACAUCCUCCCCGGUACAGUCACGUAGGGGGCAGCCUCUGGAAAAUCAAUUCACCAGCCAGGUGAAAUGCUUCUUGCAGUGGGUGUCCCCUGGAAGAAAACACAAAGGGCAGGAAAGGUCCCUGGCCAAGGGCAGCUUCUCAUCACCACCUGUGAAGGGCACAAGCCUCAUCAAAGGGAGAUGUGAGUUUUAUGAGAACAUUGAAGCUCUGAAGUACGUGAGAGACCCCGGGGUGAUCCUCAGGAAACCACUGGGACACAGGCAGGGCACAGUCAUCCCCUGUCCCCAGGCACCUGUGCCUCCCUUCAUGGGGUCUGAAGAAACUCAGCAGGAGGUACAACUGCUGGCUCAGUCAGAGCCUGUGCAGAGGUACCUCUCCUGCUGGCAAGCUGCCUGCUCUCAAGUGCAGAGGGCUGAGGCCUGCAGCCCAGGACAAGGGCAGACAGUCCCUAAGAGGUGUGGCACUGCAGGAAAAGCUGAGAUGGUCACCUCCCCCAUGCAGGCUCCACAGGGAUCCCGAGUCCCACCCAAGUCCUGUCUGUAG
Molecule: messenger RNA, 2970 nt
Organism: Cricetulus griseus (Chinese hamster)
Lineage: Eukaryota; Metazoa; Chordata; Mammalia; Rodentia; Cricetidae
Source: RefSeq, a predicted model, not a curated record